Molecule: messenger RNA, 375 nt
Organism: Scutellospora calospora
Lineage: Eukaryota; Fungi; Glomeromycota; Glomeromycetes; Diversisporales; Gigasporaceae
Source: the annotation of a GenBank genome assembly
AUGACUAUAUUUGAAAAACAGCAGAACUGGCACAAUCAAAAAGAAUAUUUAAAUAUGUCUAAUACAUUAGAAUAUCUUAAUACUACAGCCAAAGAUAUAUCUUACCUACAAACUCUUAUGGAUACUAUUAGUAAAGGAAUAAUCGAUAAAAUUAUACUUCUCUUACCUAAAAAGAAAAAAAAUACAUCUUCUAAUACUGAUAAUAUAGAUAAAAUUACUAACAGCUAUCAUCUUGGUAGUAUGCAUGAGCAAGAGCUAGAAAAAAAAUUAUAUACUGCUCUCAAAUCCAAGACUAAAGUCAAUAACCUUAGCAAGAAAUUACAGAAUAUAUCGAGAUCUAUAGGCUCUUUAAGCCAGGGCCCAAAGGGCCUCUAA